Messenger RNA from Oncorhynchus keta (chum salmon), 1592 nucleotides. RefSeq names its product small ubiquitin-related modifier 3. The record is from RefSeq and is a predicted model, not a curated record. Gene Ontology annotation, cellular component: nucleus. The transcript is spliced from 4 exons. The coding region runs from base 147 to 431 and encodes 94 amino acids. Gene Ontology annotation, biological process: protein sumoylation. Lineage: Eukaryota; Metazoa; Chordata; Actinopteri; Salmoniformes; Salmonidae. Gene Ontology annotation, molecular function: ubiquitin-like protein ligase binding; protein tag activity.
AAGCCAAUCAGUGUCUGCGGAACGAGCGACCAAAGCGCGUUCCCGUGUUUGCGGAGGAGAAGAGCAUAUAGCUUAAAGAGGUGCAAACGAAAACACAGCCAAAAUUACAUUUUAACCCGAAAAUCCUUUAAAGAAAACCCACCAAAAUGUCGGAGGAGAAACCAAAGGAGGGCGUGAAGACUGAGAACGACCACAUUAACUUAAAGGUAGCCGGUCAGGACGGCUCUGUGGUUCAGUUCAAAAUCAAGAGACACACUCCGCUCAGCAAACUGAUGAAGGCCUACUGCGAACGUCAGGGGCUCUCGAUAAGGCAGAUCAGGUUCAGGUUUGACGGACAGCCAAUCAACGAGACAGACACACCUUCACAGCUGGAGAUGGAGGAUGAAGACACCAUAGAUGUUUUCCAACAGCAGACAGGCGGUCUCUGCUAAGCCCCUCCUGUUACAGUGAUUGACAUACCCAAACCACGCCCACUGCUCCUCUCCUCCAGUCACUUCAGCUUCUGUGUUCCUUUGUUGUUUUAAAAAAAAAUAUCUGUCUCAGUUUUGUCCUGGGGUGUAGGAUUGGGAUGAAUUUGCCCCCUAGACACUGAUUUAAGGUCAGUUGUUAGUUUACCCCAUAUUGGAUGAGGUUAGGUUUAGGACACGAUGAGCUGAUCCUAGAUCUGUGGUAAGGGGCAACUUCUAUUUUGAGGCUUCCCCAUCAUCUGUUUCCUUGAUCUUAUUUUAAAAGAUGUCUGGCGCGUUUUUGGAUGGGGUGGGGGGAGGGCUCCCCUCAAAUGUCUGUCUUAGUCAACAUUGAACUCUUGUACUGUCUUGGACAGCUUCUGGGUCUUUCCGAUGCUAAGAAUAAUGAGUUUUGAUCUAGAAACAACCCCCUACACCUAAGCCACUUGUGUAGUGUUUUGUAUUUAUCCAACACCUUAAAUCUACACGAAGUGCCUAGGCGUUAGGGGUGGCUUCUGGACCCUUCCAAUGGUUUGACAUGGGGGACGCCCUGGUUUUUCCGAGGGUGAAAACUAAGGGUGCAUCUCAAGUCUUAUGUUCCCUCCUUCAUUAGCCACCGAUCUGAACAUUCAGGCUAAGUUGGAUGCUGACCGUGGAAUAUGCUUUCACCUGUCCAGUUCUUUAGUGUCAGUUUUACGAGGAGACCCCUUGUCUCAAGGAAGCUACUUAUACUGUUGAGAUGCACCCCUAGUUUUUUAGGGCAGUCAAAUGGGAAUAUUCCCUGAUACCAUAUGGGGCCAUUUUUUUUUCUUUUUUCAGUGGUCAGUUCAUACAGCAGCCCUGUCAGUGACUCUGCUUUCGGUGUUUGGGUGGGGGUGUAAGGCAGGAGGGAGAAGUCAUCCUUGGAACACUGAUACAGGGUCAGAUCAUUUGCAUCCCCGGAAUGGUUAAUGUUUUGGGGGUUCCGGUUUUCUGAUCCUAGGUCUGUGGUUAGGGGCUACGUCUACUUGGAGCAUAAGGGGAGGGGCAGUUAAGUUCUUUACCCACAUGUUUUGUCAUAUGGUAUUUGUUUGGUUUCUCUACUGAUUUGUACAUUGUUUGGCGUCUUUUACUACUGUAAACAAUAAAUAUAGUUUGUUACUCAGA